Bipolaris zeicola 26-R-13 is the source of this 1731-nucleotide messenger RNA. RefSeq lists its product as uncharacterized. The coding region runs from base 1 to 1731 and encodes 576 amino acids. Gene Ontology annotation, molecular function: adenosine deaminase activity. Lineage: Eukaryota; Fungi; Ascomycota; Dothideomycetes; Pleosporales; Pleosporaceae. The record is from RefSeq and is a predicted model, not a curated record. Gene Ontology annotation, biological process: inosine biosynthetic process; adenosine catabolic process. The transcript has 3 exons.
AUGGCGACGAACGAGCCUGCAAACGACGAGGAGUGGGCGCAAGCGGAAGGUGUCCCGAGUUUAAGCGAUCCAUUUAUCCAGCAGUAUCUACAGGGUCGGGAUGCGCUCGUCCAGCAAGAGAAGAGACAGCGAAGUGACUAUCUGUUCCGCCAAAAUCUCUCUCCUAUGGCACAAGAAGCAUGCGCUAUUGUUUCUCAAAUCCGGUUCGAGGAGCAACAAACGCUGUGGACCAAGGAAUACGAAGACAGUUUGCUGACUGACCAUGCCGAUGUAUUUCCCGGUAUGAUGUUCUCACUUGCCAAGGAGCGCAUGGAGAAGAGUAAGCUGUGGCAAAUAGUGAAGAAAAUGCCAAAAGGCACCCUGUUGCACUGCCAUCUAGAGGCCAUGGUUGAUCUUGAUUGGGCGCUUGAAGAAGCCUUUAAGACUGAAGGGGUUUGUUUGGUAGCCGAUGGCCCUAUUGUCGAUGAUCAGACAAGGUGUAAGACACGUUUCUCGUUCACGUAUUCCAAGGUGGCCAAAACUGACUGCUCCAUCUGGAAUGAGAGCUAUAUCGCCAACACACCAGUUGCCAUCAAUCAAGCUGCGGAUAGCUUCCCAGAUGGAGGUAAGAAGGCCUUUGUCGAAUGGAUUCGUUCCCGCGUUACCAUCACACCCUCUGAGCACCUUUCCCAUCAUGAAGGUCCCAACGAAGUAUGGCGGAAGUUCAUGUCGUGUUUCCCUAUUCUUGGCUCAUUAAUUUACUACGAGCCUAUUUUCCGCAAAUUCAUCCGAAAUAUGUGCAAACAGUUACUUGAUGAUGGGGUCUACUAUGUAGACAUUCGGUCAGCCUUCUAUACCCCGUAUCGCAGCACAGGAAAAGAAAAGUGGGACGAAGACUGGUUUCACAUGCUCGAACACAUGGCCGACGAGAUUGAGAAGUUCAAAGCGAGUGAAGAAGGGAAGGAGUUUUGGGGCGCGAGAAUGAUCUGGACUACCAUCCGUCAGUUUGGAACCAAACAAGUUAUCGAGAGCAUGAAGCAAUGUAUAGAAAUGAAACUCGAGUUCCCCGAAAUCAUUGCAGGUUACGACCUUGUCGGCCAAGAAGAUCUCGGACGUUCUCUCUCAGAUCUAGCUCCCGAACUCUUCUGGUUCCGCAAAGCAUGCGCACAAGAAGGUGUUGACAUACCCUUCUUCUUCCAUGCAGGUGAGACGCUUGGUGAUGGCGACUCGGUAGACGAGAACCUCUUCGACGCCAUUAUUCUCGGUACCCGACGCAUCGGUCACGGCUUCAGUUUGUACAAGCAUCCGCUGCUAAUUGACAUGGUCAAGGAGAAACGGAUCCUAGUGGAAAGUUGCCCAGUUUCCAACGAAGUGUUGAGGCUAUGUGGAAGCAUCAUGUCACACCCUCUGCCAGCGCUCCUUGCACGCGGUGUGCCUUGUUCGCUGUGUAACGAUGAUCCUACCAUCUUGGGCCAGGGUGUAUCAGGUAUGUCGCACGAUUUCUGGCAGGCACUCCAAGGCUGGGGGAAUCUGGGGUUAGAGGGUUUGGGCUCCCUUGCAGAGAACAGUGUGCGUUGGGCUAGUCUUGACGAUUAUGCUGCAAAAGAUUGGACUCAGGAUAUCAAGGAUGGCAUGUUCGGCAAGGGCAUUCGCGCGCAGAGGUUGAAGGAAUGGGUUAACAAGUGGGAGAAGUUUUGCGCUUGGAUUGUGGAUGAAUAUGGGGUUGAUGUGAAUGUUGAGCCAGAGGAGUAG